CCCUGCCAUGGCGGCGGCGGCGGGCCUCCACCAAGACGUUCUCGCCCGCAUCUUGCUCCUCCUGUCGUGCAUCGUGGACCGUGUCAGGGCGUCCGCGGUCAACAAGCACUGGCGGCGGGUCUCGCUGCAGAAUCCGCCCCCGCUGCCGCGCCUCCUCAGGCCGUCCACGGCCCAGACCGAGACCUACCGGAUCUUCGGCGGCUUCGGCGAUCCACGCCCGUCCGUCUCCGACGAGGGCCGCGGGCUGCGUUUCUGCGGGUCCGCUCCGGGCGGCUGGUUCGUGACCUCGGCCGAGCCAUGGCGCGGCCACGCCCUACUUCACCUCCGCACUGGAGAGCGCGUCGCCCUGCCGGAGAGGGUGCGUAUCCCGCUCAACUCCGGCGACAUCACGUGCCCCAUGAUGAUCCGCGCCGCCGUCAUGUCCGCCGAGCCGCCGUCUGGCGCCUGCUUCGUCGCCGCCAUCACCUCCAGCCAGACGAACAUGGCGUUCUGGCGCCCGGGCAUGGACUGCUGGUUGUCGCCGCCGGUGGGGAUGGGGCCGGCUCGGCGCAGCACCGAAGACCUCACUUACUACGACGGAUGGUUCUGCGCCGUCGACUCCGAGGAUUAUCUCGUCUGCUACAAGCCGGAAAUCGCCCCUGCUGGAGACGGCGCCUCUUCGCUCACCAUUCGAACUAACGCCUACAAAUUCCAUGCCCAUGGUCACCAAACGGCACCCGGGGAGAUCGUAUCGCACUACCUCUUGCCCUCCGCCUCGGGUGCCGAUCUGCUGAUGGUGAAAAGGUUCAUCUCGCCGGCGAGAGGCGGGACCUGCCGGUUCCAGGUCUUCAGCCUACAGAAGCAACAGGAUGGACUGCCGGCUUCCUGGCGCUUGUACCAGCUGAGCGGGCAGGUCCUCUUCGUCGGCCGGGCCUGCUCCAAGGCCUUCGACACGGGGCAUGCCGGCAGCCCGGGCUACAUCUACUUCCUCGACGACGUCUACACUCGCAGGCCACAUAGUGUCGUCCAGUAGAAGGAGUAUUCCUGCGCCGACGCCGGCCGGUGGUGUUACUUGGUCCCCGACGAGAUCGACCGCUGCCUGCCAUGGGCGGCGCCCUCAGACACCUCGCCGUGCAUUUGGUACCACCAUUAAUUACCCAGCAUGGUUCAGUCAGUUUGAGGCGGCUCAUCAUAGAUAUUUCGACCAGUUUAAUAAGAGUUUGGUGCCUAGAGUGUUGUUUGUGUUUGCUCCUCGUCAGCGUUUCUUUGUUGUUGUACUUGUUGGUUGUCGUCGUUGUGGUUCUCUGCAUAUCCAGUUUGUUGUAUGCUCCAGGUCGAUCAGUAUUUGUUGUAUGUCGUCGUUGUUGUCGUCAGUUAACUUAAUUUGCAGGCUGUUUUCAAACUCAUUUCAUCUAUAUGAAAUUGUCAACUAUUUAGACUGC
Aegilops tauschii subsp. strangulata is the source of this 1421-nucleotide messenger RNA. RefSeq lists its product as uncharacterized. NCBI's taxonomy places the organism in Eukaryota, Viridiplantae, Streptophyta, Magnoliopsida, Poales, Poaceae. The record is from RefSeq and is a predicted model, not a curated record.